UAGUUAUCUCAAUCUGUUUCUUGUUUGAGUUUGUCUGUAUGACAAGUUUAUCUCUACCUCUCUCUUUUAAAUUCUAAAAUCAGAUAAUUAAUGGGUGAUGGCUUGUUGUAAUUCUUUAUUGGUUUGUGCUAACUGCUAAGUACUAAACUAGUCUCCUGCUUGGAUAUUUUUUUUGUGUUUACAUUUAAGUUAUGGGCUCUGGCUUGAAUUUGGUGGAUGGGUUUAUCUCACAUGGACAAGCAGAAUGAUUUGCAUGUGUUGUUGCAGAAGAUUUUAGUACAUUGCCGUGGUUGCUUUUGCUUAUCGCUUUGUAUUUCGUAGGGUUUUAAUUUAGCUUCAUGAACAGUGCCAUAUAUCUAUUAUGGUAUAUGUUGGUUCCAAGAUAUAAGUACAGUGCUGUUUGGUUAACAAAACUAUCAGGAAGAAGGUCAUGCAUUGUUAAUUAAGUGGAAGUGUUGCAAAGAUGAACAAAAAUAAUUAUAAUGGUCAUGCACUGCCUCGUUUUAAUUUCUGUUAUUCCCUGCAAAUUUAACUGUAGUUGAUCUAACAAAUAUUUCCAAAAAUUUGACGCCGCUUUUAUUAUGCUUGACGUUAGUUAUAGCUUUUGUUGGUUCGAGACUGUUGGAUCGAGGAACCUACCCGACUAUUAUCAACAGUAAUUUGGGGAUAUUUACUGUCUCACUUAUGAACUUUCCCGUUUUGUUGGCGGAGAACAAAUCUCUGGAUAAGUAUUCAACAAUUUCGUUAGUUUGAGAUUCGAUGGGUUUUCUUUUCUAAGAUCAUAGUCACAUGCAAUCACUUCUUUUGUUUCUAUCUUGGAUUAAUUUGAGUCUUGAGAAGUGGUGUGUAUGAUUUCAAGACACGUGUUUGCAGCUGUACAAAAUUUGGCACCAAAUUGUUCUUUAAUGAAGUCUGAAGAGUUUGACCUCCGUAUUUAGUAAAAACGCCGUACCUGUUUUCCGUUCUUUGGCUUUAUAUCUCCCGAAGAAUUACGGUUUCAAAAUGGGGCUCAGCCACGUGGAUUUUAACCUUGUUCUGCAUUAACGCUUUAGGAAUGUUCUCAUGCAUGUUUCGUUUUUGCCAUGUUAGCUAUUAUAAUCUCUUACACGGCCUAGCCCUAGUCCCACGUGGGGUCCACCCUCAACUGUUUGCUCAGUAAAUGCUCUAUGAAUGUUUCUUAUGCUUUUUUUUUGUACGACUGUGUGUCAGUGUUAUCAAAUGGCGGUAAAUGCUCUAAAUUUGUAAAGAUUGCUCAUCAGUUGAGCAUUUCAUUUCUGGCAAUUUUCGGAAAAAAAUAAUAUUUUUUCAUUUCUCUGAUCGAACAAACUAAACCUGUGUUGGGUGCUCUCAAGACUUCAGCAAAUUUAUCCAAGAAAAUGGGAAACAGCACGUGGGAACUUUUUUCUCAAGCUAACUCUUAUCACACCUCAAGUGAUGCCUCGCUUUUCUUGGCUUCAUUGCCUGUUCUUGCCAAUGAGAAGUUGAACAUCAACGAACUAAACCGAGGAGUUCAUCUGGAGGGAAAGAAAUCUCUUGUUGAUGACGAGAAGAAUCAUGCAAUUGAGAGCUUACUACCCGACGAGAACGAACUAUUUGCUGGGAUGGUGAAUGAGCUUGUAGAUGACUCGGAAGAUUUCGAUCUUUUUCGAAGCGGAGGAGGCUUGGAACUCGAAACUGAUCUGCAAGAAAAUUUCGUACGAUUUGGUGUUUCCAGUCUGAAUUUAUCUGAUGGUGUUGGUGUUGGCAAUGGUGGGGCCCGCUUGAAUUUCCCCAUUGGUGGGGCGACAAUUGCCGGAGAACAUCCUCUCGGGGAGCAUCCUUCGAGAACUUUAUUUGUCCGUAAUAUUAACAGUAACGUUGAGGAUGCGGAGAUUAGAGCUCUCUUUGAGCAAUAUGGUGAUAUCCGAACAUUGUACACUUCGUGUAAGCAUAGGGGCUUUGUGAUGAUCUCUUACUAUGAUAUUCGAGCUGCCCGUACAGCAAUGCGUGCCUUGCAAAAUAAACCACUCCGGAGGAGAAAGCUGGAUAUUCACUUCUCUAUUCCUAAGGAAAAUCCUUCUGAUAAGGACAUGAAUCAAGGCACCUUGGUAGUAUUUAAUCUGGACCCCUCAGUUUCUAGCGAUGAUCUUCUUCAAAUUUUUGGUCCUUUUGGCGAGGUCAAAGAGGUAAGGGAAACUCCCAACAAGAGAAAUCACAAAUUUGUUGAGUUUUAUGAUGUUAGGGCUGCCGAAGCUGCACUUAAGUCCUUGAACAGGAUUGAUAUAGCUGGAAAACGUAUUAAGCUGGAACCUAGUCGUCCUGGUGGAGCUCGUAGAAGUUCACUGCUGCAAGCAAGUAAUGACCUUGAGCAAGAUGAAAGAAGUUUGUAUCACGUGGGUUCACCGCUUGGGAAUUCUCCCUCUGGUAAUUGGCCACAGCUCGGUAGUCCUAUGGAGCGAAACCCCUUGAAGAACUACAGCAAAUCACCCGUUUUUGGAUCUAUUAGUCCUCCACUUGUGCACGAUAGCUCGAGCGGCCAUUAUUUCGAUCACAUCUUUCCUAAUGGAAAUUUGAACUCCCGGGCCAUCUCGGAUAAAUCCCGUUCAUUUCCAGAACAUAUUCUCGGCAGUCAGUAUCGGGGGGCCGGGCCCGUUUCUUCAUUUGGGCAGUCCAGCUUCAGUGGGCCCACUUCCAACCCAUUAUUUGCUGGCCCACAGAAUAUCUGGGGAAAUACUAAUAGUAACAGUUUUAAUUUCCUAAAUCACCAUUAUCAUGUGGGGUCUGCUCCUCCCGAGCGGCAGUUCGGUUAUAUUCAGGAGUCUCUGAAAGGGUCAUUUAUGGGGCCCGGUUAUGGAAGUGUGGGCUCAAGUUAUGGGCUCAAUUGUGGGUCCAAUAUGCCUUCUGGUGGGAGACUGAGUCCUGCUUUUUUAGGUAAUGGCUAUUUUCCUAGCAUGGAAGGUUUGGCUGAACGAAAGUCGAGGCUUUUUGGAGUAAAGGGAGUCCAACUGGAUAACAUGAAACAAUUUCAGCUCGAUCUUGAUAAGAUUAAGAGCGGUGAAGAUGCUCGGACAACUCUUAUGAUAAAAAAUAUUCCCAACAAGUACUCGUCAGAGAUGUUGUUGGCUGCUGUUGAUGAGAAUCAUAGGGGGGCUUAUGACUUUCUAUAUUUGCCCAUUGACUUCAAGAAUAGAUGCAAUGUGGGUUAUGCGUUUAUCAACAUGUUGUCUCCACUGAAUAUUGUUCCCUUUCAUGCGGAAUUUGAAGGCAAGCGUUGGGAGAAAUUCAAUAGCGAAAAAGUCGCAUCCUUGGCUUUUGCUCGUAUUCAGGGGAAAGCUGCCCUCGUUGCCCAUUUCCAGAAUUCGAGCUUAAUGAAUGAAGAUAAGCGUUGCAGGCCAAUUCUCUUUGAUUUGGAACACACAGGAUUUAGUGAUGAGCACAUGCAAGAAAAUCUUCGUGCCUACUGUUCGAGCAGCCAACCUUGGCAAACAAAUGGGCCGAACGAGAAGUAGUAUUUUUUUUCCGAAAAGCCAUCGUCUUACAAGGUGUUGUUUUGGGUUGUAAAUGUAACUAAACGUACAAAAAGUAGGACAAGAGGCCCGAAAAGGAGAAUAGUUUCUGAUCCGAAAUUAGAAAUUGAAUGUUUAAAUUAGGGAGGGAGGAAGCUUGAGGGUAAGAAGAUCUAUGGCUCUGUAGUUUUGUUCUUAGUUUUUGUUGGUGAGAAGAUUGAUGGCACUGUAGAUUUGUUCUUAGUUUUUGUUUGAAGUAAGUUUGUGUUUGUGUGAAAAUCAACCUGGAAUUUUUGUCCCAGGCUUUUGGGUAAGUUUUGAAGGUUUGAUCGAUGUUUUGGUUGCUUAGGUGAACUGUAUGGACAAAGCUUUUGCUUGGAUCCCUUCUUACUUUCUUCCUGCCUUUAUUAUUAUUAUUA
Molecule: messenger RNA, 3904 nt
Organism: Striga asiatica
Lineage: Eukaryota; Viridiplantae; Streptophyta; Magnoliopsida; Lamiales; Orobanchaceae
Source: the annotation of a GenBank genome assembly